UAGAAUUUUAGUAAAAAAUCAUACAAAUCCCAAGAAAUGUACGAUUUUGAAAGAAUAUGUAGAACAUGUUCAUCAGAGGGUGAAUUACAAUCAUUAUUUAUCGAAGAUCCCUUAAAAAUAGCGGACAUGUUAACUGAAAUCGUUGAUAUUAAGGUAAUUGAAAAUGAUAAUUAUCCACAGAAAAUAUGUACAAAUUGUUUGGAGAAAUUAAAUUCUGCAUAUAAUUUUAAAAAACAAUGUCAUGAAGUCCAUCAAAAAUUUAUAGAAUAUUGCAAUGGAAACAUUAAAAGUGAAAUAUUCGUUGAAGAAAACGCUAUUAAAACAGAAAAUUAUUUGAUUAUAGAAGAUGAUUUUAAUGAUAAUUAUCAAUCAGAAAAUAAUUACGAUGACGAUAAAACUAAUUUAACGACAGAAGUAGAAAUGGAAGGGAAAAUAAAUAAACAGAAAAAAACUAAGCGAAAAACGCAAAUGUGCGAAGUAUGCAAUAAAAAUGUAACCAGAUUAUAUGAACAUAUGCGAACACAUACCAAUGAAAAACCAUUUAAAUGUGAAAUAUGUCAACGAGAAUUUUCAUCGAGCUCAAAUUACAAAUUACAUUUAAGAACUCACACGGGUGAAAAACCUCAUGUUUGUAAAAUUUGUGAACGUAGUUUUAUACGUCGAAGUCGUUUAACGGAACAUAUACGCACACAUGAAAUACAAUCGAAUGCUAAAGAAAAAGUCUUAAAAGAAAAAUCACAUUUAUGUAAUUAUUGUGGGAAAGGAUUCACGACCCGACAAAAAUUAUUAUCUCAUAUCAAUAUUCACACGGGUGAACGACCCUAUAAAUGUAAAAUUUGUGAGAAAUCUUUUACACAAUGGACGGCAUUAAAUUCACAUCAAUUAACGCAUACGGGGGAAAAACGUUUUAAAUGUGCAUAUUGUGAAAAACAAUUUGCACAAAAAGCAACUUGUAACAGUCAUCAAUUAAUCCAUUCGGGGGAUAAACCGUAUAAAUGCGAUAUAUGUAAUCAAAGUUUUCGAAAAAAAACUUAUUUAAUCAAUCAUAGUCACACGCACAGCGGGGAAAGACCGUAUAAAUGUGAACUUUGUGAGAAAUCCUUCGCACAAAAAUGUACUUUAUAUCAACAUAAAUCAGUUCAUACGGGAGAGAAACCAUUUCAAUGUGAUACUUGCAGUUUAAGUUUUCGAUUACCUCAACAUUUGAAAGUACAUAAUCGAACUCAUACGGGGGAAAAACCCUUUAAAUGUGAUGUUUGUGAUAAACAAUUUGCUUUGAAGAAUAAUUUAACUGUACAUAGACGUACUCAUACGGGGGAAACCCCGUUUGUGUGUUCAAUUUGUAAUAAAGGAUUUUAUGAUUCAAGUAGUAUGAAAAAACAUAAGAGAAAACAUUUAUUAACGGAAAAUGAAAUGGUUGAAGAAAAAUAA
This is a messenger RNA of Chrysoperla carnea, 1431 nucleotides long. RefSeq names its product zinc finger protein 501-like. The transcript has 2 exons. Gene Ontology annotation, cellular component: nucleus. The record is from RefSeq and is a predicted model, not a curated record. Gene Ontology annotation, molecular function: DNA-binding transcription activator activity, RNA polymerase II-specific; RNA polymerase II cis-regulatory region sequence-specific DNA binding; zinc ion binding. NCBI's taxonomy places the organism in Eukaryota, Metazoa, Arthropoda, Insecta, Neuroptera, Chrysopidae. The coding region runs from base 37 to 1431 and encodes 464 amino acids. Gene Ontology annotation, biological process: regulation of transcription by RNA polymerase II.